This is a messenger RNA of Dermatophagoides pteronyssinus (European house dust mite), 2799 nucleotides long. Its product is annotated as proton myo-inositol cotransporter-like. Lineage: Eukaryota; Metazoa; Arthropoda; Arachnida; Sarcoptiformes; Pyroglyphidae. Gene Ontology annotation, cellular component: apical plasma membrane. Gene Ontology annotation, biological process: myo-inositol transport; transmembrane transport. The record is from RefSeq and is a predicted model, not a curated record. Gene Ontology annotation, molecular function: myo-inositol:proton symporter activity.
UGUUGGAAGAAAAAAAUUUUGAUAAUUUUACGAAAAUUAAUGAACAAAUUAUUUCGAACAAAAGAGUUCAGUUUAGGAAUAAAAAAAAAUGAAACUAAUUUCAUCAAUCAAUAAUAUUGAUAAUGUACAAUAUGAUGAUAAUGAUAAUAAUGAUAAUCAUUAUGAUAAUCAACAACGGUCAUCAUCAUCAUCAUCAAUAAUGAUUAAUCAACAAAUUGAACAUGCAAUUGAUAGAAUGGUUAGUGAAGCUGUUGAAAGAUUAUCUGAUGAAUCGGAUGAACAGCAACAACAACAACAACAACAACAACAAAAGCAGCCAAAAAAAUGGCAACAACAUGGCCAUGAGAAUAGCCAGAGAAAAUUCAUUAAUAUUAACGAUAAAAAUGAUGCCUAUAUUCUAGAUGAUGAUGAUGAUGAUUGCGAAAAUGAUAUUAAUGAUGAUGAUGAAAAACAACAACUUUUACCAAAAAAUAGUCGAAAAAAUGCAAAAAUACGUAGCGUCAAUCAACAACGUAUCAAUAAUAAUAACAAUAAAAAUAUUAAUGAUGAUGUUGAUGAUGAUGAUGAUGGCGCCAAUAAUGCGUUGUCGCAACGCCACCAUCAAAAACAGCCAAUGAAAACAAAACAACAAAAGCAACGACUAUUGCAGCAACAACAACAACACCGACAAUCGAAAAAAAGUAGUCCCUCCGACCACCGCAGUCGACAGCCGCCUUCUUCCAACAACAUCGAAUCUUGCAUCGACCGAGCAAAUAAAUUUACAGCCGAAAACAACUAUACAGACAUUGUUAAUGAAAACAUCAUGGGUAUCACACCGUAUUUAGAAUCAUCCGCAAAUAAUAAUAAUGAUAAUGAUAGUAAUAAUGGAUCGAAAACAAAUGUUACCGGUAGUAAUGUUGAAUGUGGUCCAAAAUUUAAUUGGUAUAUUUAUUUGGUGACAAUAUUAUCGGCAAUCGGUGGUUUCCUGUUUGGUUAUGAUACCGGAAUAGUUUCUGGAGCAAUGGUUUUUAUUCGGGAUUAUUUCCAUCUAAGUACAACCAUGCAAGAGGUUGUCAUUUCGGUAACCAUAUUGACAGCAUGGAUAUUUUCAUUUAUCGCCGGUUAUUUAACAAAUAAAUUUGGACGAAAAUUAACAAUAAUAUUAGCAUCAUUUAUAUUCACUAUUGGUGGUUUUUUGAUGGCAUUAGCACAUACACAAUAUGUUUUAUUAUUAGGUCGUGCUAUUGUUGGUUUAGCCAUUGGUUUAGCAUCAAUGGCCAUACCGGUUUAUAUUGCCGAAGUAGCACCAGUUGAUAUUCGUGGUAAAUUAGUUUCUACAAAUGUUUGUUUCAUUACAUUUGGACAAUUUGUUGCAUCAAUUGUUGCUGGUUUAUUCAGUUAUGAUCCAAUUAAUGGCUGGCGUUGGAUGUUAGGUCUAGCAUCUGUACCAUCCAUAUUACAAAUGAUAUUUUUUUUCUUUCUACCCGAAUCACCUCGUUGGCUUGUACAAAAAGGACGCUAUGAUGAAGCAUUAAAUGCUUUACGUAAAUUUCGUACUGCCGAUACAAGAGAAGAUAACAUUGUGAUAGAAUUCAAUAAUAUCAAAUCAAGUUGUUUAAGUAGUGAACGUGAACGAAAAAAUAAUACAUCAAUCAGCCAAAUUUUAUCGAAUCCGACUCUAAUGAAGGCAUUAUUUGUUGGAUCUAUGUUAUCAAUAUUUCAACAAAUUGCUGGUAUUAAUACGGUUAUGUAUUAUAGUGCUACAAUUAUACAAAUGUCCGGUAUCAAUGAUAAAUCUACAGCUGUUUGGCUUUCAGCAUUGACUGCAUCGAUCAAUUUUAUAUUUUCAUUUGUUGGCCUAGUUCUUGUCGAACGAAUUGGUCGUCGAUUAUUAAUAUUAAGUAGUCUUUGUGGUGUUGUAUUUUCAUUAUUUAUGUUAGCCAUCGGUUUUCAAUUGGCUGAAGUUAAUUCACCUCCAAUAACAUUCCAUACGGAUGAUCCAAUUUCUGAUUAUUGUUCACGUAUGGCAAAUUGUGAUGCAUGUGUUUCAUCAAAUAUUUGUGGCUUUUGUUUCUUUGAUGAUCAUUCCAAUUUGUUGGGCUCCCUAUCCAUGUCAAACAUUAAUGGUACUUGUUUACCUAUGAAUCAAACAUCGAAUUUACCAUUCAGCAAUAGUUCCUAUUGUACGAAUAGUACUAAUAUAUCGAUGCAUUGGACACAUGAAUGGUGUCCAUCACAAUAUUCAUGGAUGACAUUAGCCGGUUUAAUGCUUUAUCUUUUCUUUUUUGCACCCGGUAUGGGACCUAUGCCAUGGACAAUUAAUUCGGAAAUCUAUCCUCUUUGGGCCAGAAGUUUCUGUUAUUCAGUAUCAACAUCAUUCAAUUGGUUCUUCAACCUAUUGGUUUCGCUCACAUUUUUAACAUUAACAAAUCUGUUAACAAUCUAUGGUGCCUUCUAUCUAUAUGCUGGUUUAGCUUUUUUUGGUCUGGUUAUGUUCUUUUUUAUAUUACCCGAAACCAAAGGCAAAAAACUUGAAGAAAUAGAAUGCCUAUUUCAAGGAUCAUUAUUUACAAUGGGCUUAAAUAAAAAUAUAUCACAAUAUGAUCAAGUUGAUGGAUCAGUCAAUGCAAGUCAAUCUACGGUUGUGACAAAUGCUUCAAAUGAAUCAAAUGCCGCUGUUACCGGUGCUGGUACAGUGACAAUCAUUUGAAACAAUCUCAUAAUUGAAUUUUUUUAAAAGUAUUUUUAUAUUUUGAUUCUAUCAAAAAAGAAACGAUGUAUCCCGGACCAAUUGUUAAAAAAAUUGUUUUUUUUACAAUU